AUGCCUUCUUUCCAACCAGCUGUCGAACCAGACUCAGAGGUGGUUGGGAACAGGUGGAUUGGACCAUCUGUUCAUGCGGCGUCUUGUUUGCAGGAGAUCGAAUUUGAGACGGAAUGGAUCCUUUACAGCUCCUUACACGAAUCACUGAUGAUAAGAACUACACACAUGGUUGGGUUAAAGAAAGUGUCGGCGAAUGAAAGUUCCUCAAGAGACGGCAUCCCGAGCGGAAUCUUGCUCGACAGUAAAGUGCUCAAGGGCACCAAUAUACGCGGAGCUGGAUAUCCUGGAAGUUCUAUGCUCGUAAUUCCGUCUGCAGAUGCGGACAUAAUCGAGGAAAACGGAGUAGGAUUUCGCAGAAGUCGCUCGCCGCUGAAAGUCCAUGCUUCUCGUCAAGAGAUAUUUUGGUUAUCGAAGGGAAGGACUUCAGUAGAUAAGAAAAAUUACUCUCACUGCCUAUAA
Acaulospora colombiana is the source of this 459-nucleotide messenger RNA. NCBI's taxonomy places the organism in Eukaryota, Fungi, Glomeromycota, Glomeromycetes, Diversisporales, Acaulosporaceae. The record is from the annotation of a GenBank genome assembly.